Suillus subaureus is the source of this 1260-nucleotide messenger RNA. RefSeq lists its product as uncharacterized. NCBI's taxonomy places the organism in Eukaryota, Fungi, Basidiomycota, Agaricomycetes, Boletales, Suillaceae. The coding region runs from base 1 to 1260 and encodes 419 amino acids. The transcript is spliced from 3 exons. The record is from RefSeq and is a predicted model, not a curated record.
AUGCACCUCGCUGCAAUCAACAUUGCUGAUGAACUUAUUCCCAUCUGGUGUGGCUCAUUUCAGUGUGAACCUACCAAUGACAAGGAGACGUGGGACUGGGCCAUUCUCAAGGGUCGGGUAUGGCAGGACCAUGGAAAAGCUGUAGCAGAUGCAACUCCUUACCUUCCCAGAUCAUUCGAUCGUCCCCCUCGCAACCCUGCACAGAAAAUCAACAGUGGAUACAAGGCUUGGGAGUUCUUACUCUAUCUCUUUGGCCUUGGACCUGCAAUCCUCUAUGGUGUUCUCCCCAAUAUCUACUGGACGAACUUUUGCAAGCUUGUUCAUGGAAUUCAAAUCAUGCAGCAACACAAAAUUCUUGCAGCUGACUUGUGUGAAGCUCAUGAGAUGCUCAUGCAGUUUGAGAAGGAGUUCAAACUCCUAUACUAUCAGUGUUGUGUUGACUGCCUCCAUUUCAUGCAACCAUGGGCACAUUCACUUGGACAUCUCACACCUGAGACCAUCACAAAGGGUCCUCCGAUCUGCUCCUUGCAGUGGACUAUGGAGUGGACAAUUGGUAACCUUGGUUGUGAAAUUCAUUCACAUUCUCAGCCAUAUGCUAACUUGUCUGAACGUGGUGUUCAACGUUGUCAAGUCAAUGCACUGAAAGUCAUGAUUCCAACUCUCAACCCACCAACAGACACACUCCCACACUGUUCAGUUGACCUGGGUUGUGGAUAUACCCCUCAUUGUUUGCUUGCUUGUGAAGCAACAGCCCUUAUUUCCUAUCUCACUGCUCAUGGGGUUGAUAUUACUGCUGAUCAAUGCCCCUGCAUCAUUCAAUGGGCACGUCUACAAAUUCCAAAUGGACAAGUUGCACAAUCGAGUUGGAAGGAAAAUGCUAUGACACGCAUGCCACGCAUGGCCCAAAGUGUAAAGCUUCAUAUCAAUGACCAGAUACAAUUUGGCAAGGUUCAGUUUUAUUUUCAGAUGACUUUCAAUGAAACCAUCAAGACUCUCACUCUCAUAUCCCUUUAUUCCAUGCCUGACUAUGAACUUCUACAGGAGUCUUACAAUACUUUAUACUCAUGCACACAUCAAGGCAAUGAAGCACUCAUGGUUGUCAAGGUUUUUGCGAUUCAAGCUGUCAUCACAAUGGUCCCCCAUAAACUCCCCAAUAACCCAGAACUUUGUUUCUUCCUUGUCGAAAAACCUGGUCUUGAUGUUGCUCAAUUUGCAGGUCAUAUUGAUGAAGACAAGGAUGGAGGUGAUGAUGAGGUAUAA